Molecule: messenger RNA, 701 nt
Organism: Dipodomys spectabilis (banner-tailed kangaroo rat)
Lineage: Eukaryota; Metazoa; Chordata; Mammalia; Rodentia; Heteromyidae
Gene: Rbp1
Product: retinol binding protein 1
Exons: 4
Coding region: 96-503 (135 amino acids)
Biological process (GO): vitamin A metabolic process; fatty acid transport; retinoic acid biosynthetic process
Cellular component (GO): cytosol; nucleus
Molecular function (GO): fatty acid binding
Source: RefSeq, a predicted model, not a curated record
GGCCAGGAUCACACCAGCAGCUGCUUCCCUAGCAGAGCCCUGAGUAGCACCCACCCGACCUGUGUCCCACGGCAUUCACACCGUCACUCCCCGAAAUGCCUGUGGACUUCACUGGAUACUGGAAGAUGCUCAGCAACGAGAAUUUCGAAGAGUACCUGCGUGCCCUUGAUGUCAAUGUGGCCUUGCGCAAAAUCGCUAACUUGCUGAAGCCGGACAAAGAGAUCGUGCAGGAAGGCGACCACAUGAUCAUCCGCACACUGAGUACCUUCAGGAACUACAUCAUGGACUUCGAGGUGGGCAAGGAGUUCGAGGAGGACCUGACCGGCAUAGAUGACCGCAAGUGCAUGACCACGGUGAGCUGGGACGGCGACAAGCUCCUGUGCGUGCAGAAGGGCGAGAAGGAGGGGCGCGGCUGGACCCAGUGGGUCGAGGGUGACGAGCUGCACCUGGAGAUGAGAGCGCAGGGAGUGGUCUGCAAGCAAGUGUUCAAGAAGGUGCACUGAGUCCCCAACUGACAGUCCUGGUCUCGAGGAAAGGGUGGCGUGGAACCAUGGGCUGGAUCUUCCUCUGCACAGCAAAGGCAGAAAUAUCCGGCCACCCCACCACGAGGCAACCAUUAGCAGAGCCUGUCUCUGCUUUGUCUCUUCAUAUUUUUUUUUAAACUGCAGUCAUCCCAAUAAAAGUGGUCUCUGUUGCAGUGU